UCCCUUUUGCAUGGUGAACAAACUUUGGGGAGGCCAUGAUGAGACACAUAUUUCAGAAAGGAAAGUGUCAUUGAGCUGGUCAAGUAAUGGAAUGCUGAGUCUUAAUGUCUGACUGUGUCACUUGGAUGAGCAAAGAGUGCUGCAGCAAGGGACAAUCCGUUGUUAAAGUAGGGUACAAUACAUAGUGGACAAGGAUAUCUAUUGGUUUAGCUAUAAACCAUCUAGAAGAUAAGCAAACAGGAGGAAAACAAUAAUGACAAAGCUAUUUACAGUUGAGGUCAUCCUGCUAUUACAGCUUUACCAUGGAGCUGGUAAAACAGAUUGGAGCAUACAAGUUCCAGAUACAGUGAAUGUAGAGUCAGGAAAAUCAGCUCGACUUCCUUGCACGUUCACACAUCCUAUUGAUGAUUACAGAGGUAACAUCACAGUUAUCUGGAGAACAGGCAAUACAUUUCAUGGACCAGUCAUCUUUCAGUGUGUUCUCCCAUACCAAGAAAGUGCAGAGACGUACACCUGCAACAAUGUAGCCACCACAUCAGAUAAGGAUCGUUAUUUAUUUAGUGGGAACCCAAACAACAAUGAUAUAUCCAUUGAAAUUGUAAACAUCAGAAACAAUGACAGAAAUGAAUACUUUUGUCGAGUGCAACUUGAAGAUGUCUCUCAUGCUUAUUCAUCUGAAAAACCCAUCAAUCUCCAGGUAAAUGGAAUUGGUAGAUAUGAUUGGAGUAUACAGGCUCCAGCCACGGUGAAUGCUCAACUAGGAAUGUCCACUCGUCUUCCCUGCACAUUUACACACCCUGUUGAUGACUACAAGGGGAAUGUCACAGUUAUCUGGAGAACAGGAGAUCCAUUUCGUGGGCCACUCAUCUUCCAGUGUGUUCUCCCAUACCAAGAAAAUGCAGAAAGUUAUACCUGCACCAAUGCUGUGUCAAACAAGAGAACUCGCUUCAGAUUUGGUGGGAACCUGAAAAAGAAUGAUAUAUCAAUUGAGAUAGUGAGCACCAGUUACAGUGAUAGAAAUAGCUACUUUUGUCGAGUGCAGCUGGAAGACCCUUCUUAUGCCUACUCAUCUGGAAAAGCCCUCCGUCUACGGGUAGAUGGAGCUGGUAAAGCAGAUUGGAGCAUACAAGUUCCAGAUACAGUGAAUGUAGAGUCAGGAAAAUCAGCUCGACUUCCUUGCACGUUCACACAUCCUAUUGAUGAUUACAGAGGUAACAUCACAGUUAUUUGGAGAACAGGCAAUACAUUUCAUGGACCAGUCAUCUUUCGGUGUGUUCUCCCAUACCAAGAAACUGCAGAGACUUACACCUGCAACAAUGUAGCCACCACGACAGAUAAGGAUCAUUAUAUAUUUAGUGGGAACCCAAAUGAUAAUGAUAUAUCCAUUGAGAUUGUAAACAUCAGAGACAAUGACAGAAAUGAAUACUUUUGUCGAGUGCAACUAGAAGACACCUCUCAUGCUUAUUCAUCUCAAAAUCCCAUCAAUCUCCAGGUAAACGGAAUUGGUAGAUAUGAUUGGAGCAUAAAGGUUCCAGCCGUGGUGAAUGUUCAGUUAGGAAAGUCUGCUCGUCUUCCCUGCACAUUUACCCACCCUGUUGAUGAUUACAGGGGGAAUGUCACAGUUAUCUGGAGGACAGGAGAUCCAUUUCGUGGUGCGCUCAUCUUCCAGUGUGUUCUCCCAUACCAAGAAAAUGCAGAAAGCUACACCUGCACCAAUGCUGUGUCAAACACGAGAGCUCGCUUCAGAUUUAGUGGGAACCUGAAAAAGAAUGAUAUAUCAAUUGAGAUACCGAGCACCAGUUACAGUGAUAGAAAUAGCUACUUUUGUCGAGUGCAGCUGGAAGACCCUUCUUAUGCCUACUCAUCUGGUAAAGCCAUCCGUCUACAGGUAGAUGGAGCUGGUAAAACAGAUUGGAGCAUACAAGUUCCAGAUACAGUGAAUGUAGAGUCAGGAAAAUCAGCUCGACUUCCUUGCACGUUCACACAUCCUAUUGAUGAUUACCAAGGUAACAUCACAGUUAUCUGGAAAACAGGCAAUGCAUUUCAUGGACCAGUCAUCUUUCAGUGUGUUCUCCCAUACCAAGAAAGUGCAGAGACUUAUACCUGCAACAAUGUUGCCACCAAGACAGAUAAGGAUCGUUAUUUAUUUAGUGGGAACCCAAAUGACAAUGAUAUAUCCAUUGAGAUUGUAAACAUCAGAGACAGUGACAGAAAUGAAUACUUUUGUCGAGUGCAACUAGAAGACCCCUCUCAUGCUUAUUCAUCUCAAAACCCCAUCAAUCUCCAAGUAAACGGAGCUGGUAAAACAGAUUGGAGCAUGCAAGUUCCAGAUACAGUGAAUGUAGAGUCAGGAAAAUCAGCUCGACUUCCUUGCACGUUCACACAUCCUAUUGAUGAUUACCGAGGUAACAUCACAGUUAUCUGGAAAACAGGCAAUGCAUUUCAUGGACCAGUCAUCUUUCAGUGUGUUCUCCCAUACCAAGAAAGUGCAGAGACUUACACCUGCAACAAUUUAGCCACCAUGACAGAUAAGGAUCGUUAUUUAUUUAGUGGGAACCCAAAUGACAAUGAUAUAUCCAUUGAGAUUGUAAACAUCAGAGACAGUGACAGAAAUGAAUACUUUUGUCGAGUGCAACUAGAAGACCCCUCUCAUGCUUAUUCAUCUCAAAACCCCAUCAAUCUCCAAGUAAACGGAGUUGGUAAAGCAGACUGGAGCAUACACGUUCCAGAUACAGUGAAUACAGAGUCAGGAAAAUCAGCUAAACUUCCUUGCACGUUCACACAUCCGAUUGAUGAUUACAGAGGUGACAUCACGGUUAUCUGGAGAACAGGCAAUGCAUUUAAUGGACCAGUCAUCUUUCAAUGUGUUCUCCCAUACCAAAAAAGUGCAGAGACUUACACAUGUGACAAUGUAGCCACCAGUACAGAUAAGCAUCACUACAGAUUUAGUGGGAACCCAAACAACAAUGAUAUAUCCAUUGAGAUUAUAAACACUAAAUAUGGGGAUAUCAAUAAAUACUUUUGUCGAGUGCAGCUAGAAGACGCCACUCAUGCUUAUUCAUCUGCAAAGGCCAUCAGCCUACAGGUACACGGGCCCCCCAGAAUCCUCAGUUUAUCUACAAAGAUUUAUGAGGACAAAGAGGUUGCUGUCAUUUGUACUGUGGAAGCAGAGCCAGCCCCUACCAUCACCUGGAAGAUCAGCAGCAGCUGUCAACCUAUGCUCCAAUCACUAAGGCACAAUCCUACACAGCAUCUGAUGAUCGGGGAGAUCCAGAAUAUAACCAGCUCAGCAAACUACACCUGUAUUUCCAUCAAUGAGCAUGGAAGAGAUGAGAAAGUGUUUCAGUAUCUUCUUGCCAGUUCAGCAGGAAUCCCUGUUUUGGAAAAAUCAGAAGCACUUAAACGGGAACUGAAGCCACUCAAUGAAGCUGUUAUUGUUCUAACCCUACUAUGUAUAGCAUUGCUCAUUCUCCUGUUUAUCUUAGGAUACAAAUACAGAGUUGAUGGGUCUUCGGAUACGACCUCAGAUCUGUCUUCAGCUACUCAAGACUUUGGAUCCCAAGCUCAGACUCUUCCUCUUACCUGUAGCUCCCUGCAAAGCCCACCAUUUCCUCAGAUCAAGUUUGCCCAAGAGAAAUAA
This is a messenger RNA of Protopterus annectens (West African lungfish), 3640 nucleotides long. RefSeq lists its product as uncharacterized. The record is from RefSeq and is a predicted model, not a curated record. The transcript has 11 exons. The coding region runs from base 254 to 3640 and encodes 1128 amino acids. Gene Ontology annotation, cellular component: plasma membrane. Gene Ontology annotation, biological process: regulation of bone resorption; regulation of actin cytoskeleton organization; regulation of osteoclast development. Lineage: Eukaryota; Metazoa; Chordata; Ceratodontiformes; Protopteridae.